CGGGGCGACGGCAGCGGCGGCGGCCUGAAGCCUGAGGGGCGGAGACGCGGCGGCGGCGGCGGCGAUGCUGGAGACCCUGCGCGAGCGGCUGCUGAGCGUGCAGCAGGAUUUCACCUCCGGGCUGAAGACUUUAAGUGACAAGUCAAGAGAAGCUAAAGUAAAAAGCAAACCAAGGACUGUUCCAUGUUUGCCAAAGUACUCUGCUGGUCUAGAAUUACUUAGCAGGUAUGAAGAUACAUGGGCUGCACUUCACAGAAGAGCCAAGGAAUGUGCAAGUGCUGGAGAGCUGGUGGACAGCGAGGUGGUUAUGCUUUCGGCACACUGGGAAAAGAAGAGGGCGAGCCUGGUCGAAUUACAGGAGCAGCUCCAACAGCUUCCCGGCUUACUAGCAGAUUUAGAAUCCAUGACAGCAAACCUGACUCACUUAGAGGCUAGCUUUGAGGAAGUCGAAAACGACCUGUUGAAUCUGGAGGAUUUAUGUGGACAGUGUGAAUUAGAAAGAUACAAACAUAUGCAGUCCCAACAAUUGGAAAAUCACAAGAAAAAUAAGAGGAAGGAACUCGAAACCUUCAAAGCUGAACUCGAUGCCGAGCACACCCAGAAGGUCCUGGAAAUGGAGCACGCCCAGCAAGCGAAGCUGAAGGAGCGGCAGAAGUUUUUCGAGGAGGCCUUCCAGCAGGACAUGGAGCAGUACCUCUCCACAGGUUACCUGCAGAUAGCGGAGAGGAGAGAGCCCAUGGGCAGCAUGUCGUCCAUGGAAGUGAACAUCGACAUGCUGGAGCAGAUGGAUCUGAUGGACAUCUCUGACCAGGAGGCCCUGGACGUCUUCCUGAAUUCCGGCGGCGAAGACAACAUGGCACCAUCUCCGGUCUCAGGGCCCGCCUCGGGGGUCGGUCGGCACGACAUCGUUCUCCAGGUCCCAAGGGCCGCUGAAUCCCAAGCUCUGCGGCCUUCCUCGCCAUCCGUCUGCCCCGAGCUGGCUGCCCCAGCCCCCCACGACCAUGGCGAGUCCCCUGUUGUCCAGUCUGACGAAGAGGGCGUGGAGGUGGACACAGCCCUCGCCACGUUACACACGGACGACAGCGACUCCUAGGUCUGCACGCUCCUGCCGUCCGUCCCCUCACUGUGCAGGCGGGUGGUUCUUACCCAGUUCGCCAGUAAUGUGUGAGAAACUAAGAACAGCUGACAAUAAAGUUCAUACGGAAGGGCUUCUAACCAGAUCCGUCCUUCAGGCCUUGGGG
Molecule: messenger RNA, 1241 nt
Organism: Odobenus rosmarus divergens (Pacific walrus)
Lineage: Eukaryota; Metazoa; Chordata; Mammalia; Carnivora; Odobenidae
Gene: DTNBP1
Product: dystrobrevin binding protein 1
Exons: 10
Coding region: 65-1093 (342 amino acids)
Biological process (GO): neuron projection development; negative regulation of protein kinase activity; anterograde synaptic vesicle transport
Cellular component (GO): cytoplasm; neuron projection; synaptic vesicle membrane
Source: RefSeq, a predicted model, not a curated record